GAGCGGGCAUCGACCCAACAUCUUGAUAUGUUAGCGAAGGAUUCACUCGCGUUUGAACGCGCGUACUGCACCAUUGCAUUCUGUGCACCUGCGCGUGCGGCAGUGUUGACAGGCCGAUGGCCAGAUACUACAGGAAUGUACUCGGAACAAUUCCAGCUUCUACGCGCAAAAUAUAUUGUCCCGCUACCAAAACUCUUUCGGGAUCAAGGAUAUAUCUGUCAUGGGGCGGGAAAGACCUUUCAC
This is a messenger RNA of Aureococcus anophagefferens, 243 nucleotides long. RefSeq lists its product as hypothetical. Gene Ontology annotation, molecular function: iduronate-2-sulfatase activity. The record is from RefSeq and is a predicted model, not a curated record. The annotation marks the transcript as partial. The transcript has a single exon. NCBI's taxonomy places the organism in Eukaryota, Pelagophyceae, Pelagomonadales, Pelagomonadaceae.